Messenger RNA from Lotus japonicus, 2290 nucleotides. RefSeq lists its product as uncharacterized. NCBI's taxonomy places the organism in Eukaryota, Viridiplantae, Streptophyta, Magnoliopsida, Fabales, Fabaceae. Bases 251 to 2134 code for a protein of 627 amino acids. The record is from RefSeq and is a predicted model, not a curated record. The transcript is spliced from 19 exons.
CUCAAAUAUAUGCAUUUCUAAAAUUAAAGGCUUGUUUAAUUUGAUUUUAGCUUUUAUAUAUUUUUGUUUUAAGAAACAGUUUUGGAAAUCAUUUUGAGAAAAAUCUCUUGCUCGAACAAAGGCGAAGGUGCUACACAUAGAAGUGCACACUGCUACGUUUUUGAUAUUCAAGGGAGUUUUGAAAACCUAAAGCCUUGUGCUGAAGCUGAAAGUUCUGUUUAAUCCACUGCGGUGCAGGCGUAAGACUUUCAUGGAACCAAAUCAAGAACAGAGUCCGAAUCUUGAGGAGUGCUUGAAAUUGCUGAAAGGAGAGCGAGACGAACAACGUCUUGCUGGGCUUCUUCUGGUCACCAAGUUCUGCAAAGCUGAUGAUCACUCCUCACUCUGCAGGGUUUAUGAUGCUGUUGGCCCUAUCUUUCUUGAUCGGCUUCUCAGAACUGGCAUGGGAAGAGGAACCAUAUCAAGUGGCAGAGGCAAUAAUCGUGAUGCAUAUUUGAGCCUAGCAGUUACAGUUCUUUCUACCUUUUCUCGUGUUCCAGAGAUUGCUUCCUCAGAAGACAUGGUUGUCCAGAUUCCACUAAUAUUGGAAGUAAUGUCCACGCAAUCUGGCUCGUCUGUUCUUGAAGAAUGCUAUGAGUUUUUAUACUUAGUUUCAACUGCUUCAGAAAAUGGACUCAUGAGAUUUUAUGAAUCUAAAGGCAUCAAGAUACUAGCUUCUCAGAUGUCUUCUCUGCAAGAUGGUUCGCAUUUGGUGGAAAUAUCUGUUAAGCUUUUGCAAUUGAUUCUACGAAGGAUAUCCUUGGAUACAAUCCAGAAUAAUUACUUAGCUGAGCUCUCAGUUAUUGUGGCAGUAAUAGCAAGGCAGUUUGCUGUCUUGCACAAUUCCUUGAAAUUCGAAGCUCUCCACCUACUUAAUGCGAUUCUUUCUUCAAAAGAUUCAUCACAACUUCGUGAUGCACUCCAAUUACUUCCUCAAGAUAGCUGGUCACAUAAUAUCCGCGUUGGUGUCAUGGCAGUUUUGCAGAAUCGUGUUGCUCCUGCUGAAAGGCUUCAGGCUCUCAUUUUAGCUGAGUCUAUGAUUUCCAUGUAUGGAGAAGAUUGGUUGAUUCGCCAAGUUAGCACAAAUGACGCCCAAGAUCCAACUCCGGCAGACAUGUGCCUGUUACUUGUCUUGGAGCAGUCAAGGGUUGAAAUCGCUGUUCUUCUGAAUGAGCUGGCAUAUUUAAAAUAUGAAGCACCUCAAGACACUUCAUCUACUGCUGAGGCAUAUUCUUUAAAGCGUCAAAACGUGGUGGUUGCCUACUCUUUGGUUGAGAAGAUAAUAAAACUAGUAUCAAAUGUUGGUGAAAAUGAUGGGAACCUUCUUGAUGAAGGCACAUUCACAAAGCUGAUUCAACAACUUAAUGAGACGGUUGCUGUUAUACUAGAGUAUUUAGAAGAUGCAAAAGAACAUGGGCAAAAGAAAGGCGAUGAUUUACUUGCUUCGGUAAGAAUUAUUGGGAGCUAUCUUGCAGAAGCGCCACUUGCAUGCCAGGAGAAGGUUAAAGAUCUUUUAGGAUAUAUGCUUUCUGUUGAAGGCGAAGAUGAACAAAGGCCUUUCUACUCUGUGUGCUUUCUGCUACCUAUGUUGUGUCAAAUUACUAUGAAGGUUGAAGGGUGUAAAGCUCUGGCUUCUUGUGGAGAACUUAAGGCUGUUUUAGAUUGCCUCAGUAAUUUAAUUGGGUCUAAUGGUUAUACGGUUGAGGAUAGCAGUUGCAUCUUCUUGGCAUGUGAUACAAUAAUGAACCUUCUACUGAAGAAAGACAAAGUGCAGUUGACAUUAGAUGGAUCAGUUUUUGCAGAUCUUCUUAAAGCAUUGGCUUAUUGGUCAGAAAAUACUGAUGACAUGUCAAGUAUGAUGAUGGCUGCAAGCAUUUGUGCACUCAUAUUUGAUUUUACAUCAGAAGAGGCUCUUCUAAACCAGCCUGAUUUCAACCAUAGCACUCUUAGCAGUCUUUAUCAGCUCAUUGCAAGAUGUCUGGCUUCAUCAGAACAGGAUACUGAAACGGAUAUGGAUCUUUCUGAGAUUAUCUCUGCUGGCUUCUCUCGAUGGGCUCAUCGUUAUCCGCAAAUCAAAGUCGCAGUCAAAAUAUGAUUUUGGUAUUCUCAAUAUGGAUCAAGUGUACAUGGAUGCUUCACUUUUGACAUAGAAGAUCUGUUUAUAACUUUAUGUUGGUUUGUAAUGAGCUUAAUUAAAUUGAAUGUUUACUGUAAAAAUAUCUUAUAUUAUUAUUAAAUCAUGUCUUAUCCA